This is a messenger RNA of Coccomyxa subellipsoidea C-169, 1890 nucleotides long. RefSeq names its product acetolactate synthase. Bases 1 to 1890 code for a protein of 629 amino acids. The transcript has 11 exons. Gene Ontology annotation, molecular function: flavin adenine dinucleotide binding; acetolactate synthase activity; magnesium ion binding. The record is from RefSeq and is a predicted model, not a curated record. Gene Ontology annotation, cellular component: acetolactate synthase complex. Gene Ontology annotation, biological process: L-valine biosynthetic process. NCBI's taxonomy places the organism in Eukaryota, Viridiplantae, Chlorophyta, Trebouxiophyceae, Coccomyxaceae.
AUGGCCUGGAGUAAUGAACGGAUUGUGCUGGCAUUCCGUGGCACUGCCUCGCUCUCCAAUGUCCUCUCAGACGUGCAGGUGAGGGCCUCCAGGGUUGUGCCAUGCUUGCAAAAAUCUCCGAGCACCAGUGCGGCAGAGUGGGUGGACCGGUACGGCUCGGAGCCGCGGAAGGGUGCGGACAUUUUAGUGCAGGCAUUGGAGCGGGAGGGCGUGGGGCGCGUGUUUGCGUACCCCGGUGGUGCCUCAAUGGAGAUCCACCAAGCGCUGACGCGAAGCCCCACCGUGCGCAACAUCCUGUGCCGGCAUGAGCAGGGCGAGAUAUUUGCGGCGGAGGGCUAUGGCAAGGUGACGGGAGAGGUGGGUGUGUGCAUUGCCACAUCAGGCCCCGGCGCGACUAAUCUGGUGACUGGACUGGCCGACGCCCUGCUGGACUCCGUGCCCAUGGUGGCCAUCACCGGGCAGGUGCCGCGGCGCAUGAUCGGCACGGACGCGUUCCAGGAGACGCCGAUCGUGGAGGUGACUCGUCAGAUCACCAAGCACAACUACCUGGUCAUGGACAUCCGCGACCUGCCACGCGUUGUGAAGGAGGCGUUCUAUCUGGCGCGCACUGGGCGGCCGGGGCCGGUGCUGAUAGAUGUACCCAAGGACGUGCAGCAGCAGCUGGCGGUGCCCGACUGGGACGUCCCCAUGGCUAUCUCUGGCUACAUGGCGCGCCUGCCGCAGCUGCCCUCCCCACUGCGGCCGGUGCUGUAUGUGGGCGGCGGCUGCCUAGACGCCAGCCAGGAGCUGCGCGAGUUUGUGGAGGCCACCGGCAUCCCUGUUGCGCAGACGCUCAUGGGCCUCGGCACCUUCCCUGAGACCCAUCCGCUCGCCCUGCAGAUGCUGGGAAUGCACGGAACGGUGGCGGCCAACUUUGCAGUGGACCGCGCCGAUCUGCUGCUGGCGAUCGGAGUGCGCUUUGACGACCGCGUGACCGGCAAGCUGGAGUCUUUCGCUGCCCGCGCGCGCAUUGUCCACGUGGACAUCGACCCCGCGGAGAUCAACAAGAACAAAGCUUCGCAUGUGACCGUCUGCGCCGACGCCAAGCCCUCUCUCAAGGAGCUGAACGAGCAGCUCAAGGCGCGGCCGGUGGCGGAGGAGCAGUUUGCAGAGUGGAGGCGCGAGGUAGGCGAGACCAACGCGGCGUUCCCUCUCGCCUACCCCAAGCGCACCGAUGUCAUCAUGCCCCAGUGGGCCAUCCAGGUGCUCCACGAGGAGACCAAGGGCGACGCAGUCAUCACCACCGGUGUGGGCCAGCACCAGAUGUGGGCGGCUCAAUACUACAAGUUCGACCGCCCACGCCAGUGGGCCACCUCGGGCGGCCUCGGCUCCAUGGGCUUUGGUCUUCCAUCGGCGCUCGGAGCCGCCAUCGCGUUUGACGGCACCGACGGCGGCCGCCCCAAAAAGGUGGUGGUGGACAUUGAUGGGGACGGCAGCUUCUUGAUGAAUUGCCAGGAGAUGGCGACGGCUGCCAUCGAGAAGCUGGAAAUCAAGAUGUUCAUCCUCAACAACCAGCACCUGGGCAUGGUCGUCCAGUGGGAGGACCGCUUCUACAAGGCAAACCGGGCGCACACCUACUUGGGCCUGCGCGAGUCGGAGUACCACGCGACCGGCGACCUGAAGGACAUCUACCCGGACUUUGUCAUGAUGGCAAACUCCUUCGGCGUGCCGGCCAAGCGCGUCAUCAACCCCGAGGACCUAAGGGGCGCGAUCCAAGAAGCCCUCGCGACCCCCGGACCCUACCUGCUAGAUGUCAUGGUCCCCCACAUCCAGCAUGUGCUGCCCAUGAUUCCCGGCGGGGGGUCCUUCAAGGAAGUGAUCACCACCGGAGACGGCCUCGAUGUGUACUGA